This is a messenger RNA of Arvicola amphibius (Eurasian water vole), 3301 nucleotides long. It is a transcript of the gene Stat4, whose product is annotated as signal transducer and activator of transcription 4. Gene Ontology annotation, biological process: regulation of cell population proliferation; defense response; cell surface receptor signaling pathway via JAK-STAT. The coding region runs from base 83 to 2329 and encodes 748 amino acids. NCBI's taxonomy places the organism in Eukaryota, Metazoa, Chordata, Mammalia, Rodentia, Cricetidae. Gene Ontology annotation, molecular function: DNA-binding transcription factor activity, RNA polymerase II-specific; RNA polymerase II cis-regulatory region sequence-specific DNA binding. The transcript has 24 exons. The record is from RefSeq and is a predicted model, not a curated record.
GCGGCAUGGCGUCAGUGGCUGUGGACCCUGAAGGCUGGUUCUGACUCUGGACUUGACCUGGACGGAGGGCGGGAGAGCCAGCAUGUCUCAAUGGAAUCAAGUCCAACAACUAGAAAUCAAGUUUUUGGAGCAAGUAGAUCAAUUCUAUGAUGACAACUUCCCAAUGGAAAUCCGGCAUCUACUGGCCCAGUGGAUUGAGCAUCAAGAUUGGGAAGUGGCUUCUAACAAUGAAACCAUGGCAACAAUUCUUCUUCAAAACUUAUUAAUACAAUUGGAUGAACAGUUAGGUCGCGUUUCUAAAGAGAAAAACCUGCUGUUGAUCCACAAUCUAAAGAGGAUUAGAAAGGUUCUUCAGGGAAAGUUUCAUGGAAAUCCCAUGCAUGUAGCUGUGGUCAUCUCAAAUUGUUUAAGGGAAGAGAGAAGAAUAUUGGCUGCAGCCAACAUGCCUAUCCAGGGACCUCUGGAGAAAUCCUUACAAAGUUCUUCAGUAUCAGAAAGACAGAGAAACGUGGAGCACAAAGUGGCUGCCAUUAAAAACAGUGUGCAGAUGACAGAACAAGACACCAAAUACUUAGAAGAUCUGCAAGAUGAAUUUGACUACAGAUAUAAAACAAUUCAGACAAUGGACCAUGGUGAGAAGAAUAGCAUUCUAAUGAACCAGGAAGUUCUGACACUGCAAGAAAUGCUUAACAGCCUGGACUUCAAGAGAAAGGAAGCCCUCAGUAAGAUGACACAGAUCGUGAACGAGUCGGACCUGCUGAUGAACAACCUGCUGAUCGAGGAGCUGCAGGACUGGAAGAGGCGGCAGCAGAUCGCCUGCAUCGGCGGCCCGCUCCACAAUGGGCUGGACCAGCUUCAGAACUGCUUUACCCUGUUGGCAGAAAGUCUUUUCCAACUCAGACGACAACUGGAGAAAUUAGAGGAGCAAUCGACCAAGAUGACCUACGAAGGCGACCCCAUCCCCACCCAGAGAGCACACCUGCUGGAGAGAGCCACCUUCCUCAUCUACAACCUUUUCAAGAACUCGUUUGUGGUCGAGCGACAGCCGUGCAUGCCGACACACCCUCAGAGGCCGAUGGUCCUUAAAACCCUCAUACAGUUCACUGUCAAACUGAGACUACUAAUAAAAUUGCCAGAGCUCAACUACCAGGUGAAGGUGAAAGCAUCUAUUGACAAGAAUGUCUCAACUCUGAGCAAUAGAAGAUUUGUGCUUUGCGGGACUCAAGUCAAAGCCAUGUCCAUUGAGGAAGCCUCCAAUGGGAGUCUCUCAGUAGAAUUUAGACAUUUGCAACCGAAGGAAAUGAAGUCCAGUGCUGGAAGUAAAGGAAAUGAGGGCUGCCACAUGGUGACAGAGGAGUUACACUCCAUAGCCUUUGAGACCCAGAUAUGCCUCUACGGCCUCACUAUUGACUUGGAGACCAGCUCAUUACCUGUAGUGAUGAUUUCUAAUGUCAGCCAACUGCCCAAUGCUUGGGCAUCCAUCAUUUGGUACAACGUGUCGACAAAUGACUCCCAGAACUUGGUUUUCUUCAAUAAUCCCCCGUCUGUCACUCUGAGUCAACUCCUGGAAGUGAUGAGCUGGCAGUUUUCGUCCUAUGUUGGCCGCGGCCUUAAUUCAGACCAGCUCAACAUGCUGGCGGAGAAGCUCACCGUCCAGUCUAACUACAGCGACGGUCACCUCACCUGGGCCAAGUUCUGCAAGGAACAUUUGCCUGGCAAAGCGUUUACCUUCUGGACCUGGUUGGAAGCAAUAUUGGACCUGAUUAAAAAGCACAUUCUGCCCCUGUGGAUUGAUGGGUACAUCAUGGGCUUUGUAAGCAAAGAGAAGGAGCGGCUUCUGCUCAAGGAUAAAAUGCCCGGGACAUUCUUGUUAAGAUUCAGUGAGAGCCAUCUUGGAGGGAUCACCUUCACCUGGGUGGACCACUCUGAAAACGGAGAAGUGAGGUUCCACUCUGUGGAACCCUACAACAAAGGGCGGCUGUCAGCUCUGCCGUUCGCUGACAUUCUGCGAGACUACAAGGUCAUCAUGGCCGAAAACAUCCCCGAGAAUCCUCUCAAGUACCUCUACCCUGACAUUCCCAAAGACAAAGCCUUUGGCAAACACUACAGCUCCCAGCCUUGCGAAGUUUCAAGACCAACAGAACGGGGAGACAAAGGUUAUGUCCCUUCGGUUUUUAUCCCCAUUUCAACGAUCCGAAGCGAUUCCACGGAGCCACAGUCUCCUUCAGACCUUCUCCCCAUGUCCCCGAGUGUAUACGCUGUGCUGAGAGAAAACCUGAGCCCCUCCACGAUCGAAACCGCAAUGAAGUCUCCGUAUUCUGCUGAAUGACAGACAGCAUAAAGCGACUCUUUACAGAAGAGAGCAAUUGACAAUGGGGAUUGUUCUUGGCCAAAGACCACAAUUUAUUUCUUCAGCUUUGUAAAUACCGGUUUCUAGAAAAUGGUAGAAGUCUGAAGCUUUCCUCUCACCCCAACUGGGAGUGCAGUGACCAGAAUGCAAAAAAAAAAAAAAAGCAAAAAACCCUAAAGCUUCAGAUAAACGUACAAGAAGACAGCUUUAAGAAACCAGUGUUAGCAACAAUAUAACAGAAGACAUCCUUGCAUGCAUUUGUUUCUGAUUUCUGAUUUUAUUUCUCAGGUUUUAUUAAUGAUUUGGCUCUGAAAGCCAUGUUAACAUUUCGGGUGGGUCGAGAAUACAGUAUCAUGCCUGAAUUAGUCAAAACCACAGGAAGGGUUAGCGGAAAACCAGAUAAGAAUCAUUAAAGUAGAUCCCAGAUGUGGGGAAUGAUGGGGCAUGAACAGCAUGACUCACAGGGGUGAAUCAUGAAGCCUCCAGAUUGCCAGUGCAGCUCCAGCAUAUCUGUGAUGCUCAUGGCUACCAGUGCCCCUACAGGGAUGGGUCUCUCAGUAGGAAGAAGGAUCCAGAGUCAUCUCUGUAGGUGGGCAAAUGCACUAACAUUAAAGGCACUGCAAGUGGACAGAUGGGUAAAAAGUCUUAGGAAAUGAAGGCUGGGAAGCAAAUAACAGCCUGGACCUCGGAUUCCUGACGUCACCUGGAGGUUGCAUACUUUACAUCUCUAGAACACGUCAGACUGAAGGGGUUCAGCAAUCCCUUCUGAUUCCACGAGUCUCUGGUCCUGGUAACUUAACUACAGAAGAGCAAGGCGUUUGAGUCUCACUGGUGGAGAGAAGGGAGGUGCUUUGCUGACUGGCACUGUGGGUACAGAAGUUGCAGGUGUACUUUGGGCAGCAGUUCAGCCUAACUGUGGUCUGUGAUGUCAUUGCUUCCUCUGCCUUUGGC